Molecule: messenger RNA, 2109 nt
Organism: Leptopilina heterotoma
Lineage: Eukaryota; Metazoa; Arthropoda; Insecta; Hymenoptera; Figitidae
Gene: phtm
Product: cytochrome P450 306a1
Exons: 9
Coding region: 462-1955 (497 amino acids)
Biological process (GO): xenobiotic metabolic process
Cellular component (GO): intracellular membrane-bounded organelle; cytoplasm
Molecular function (GO): oxidoreductase activity, acting on paired donors, with incorporation or reduction of molecular oxygen, reduced flavin or flavoprotein as one donor, and incorporation of one atom of oxygen; iron ion binding; heme binding
Source: RefSeq, a predicted model, not a curated record
ACAAAGCUUUCACACAGUUAUGUUUGUGAGAUUCAGGUGUUCAACACUUUGUAUCUAAUCUUUCUUGUGUUCUCUGAUUCUUCACAGUAUUAGUUAAGCUAAACAUAUAACAAAUCAUUUUUCUGAUUUUCCAUUAAAAUUACAAAUCAGGUAUAUGACCUACUGAUUUUUUGUGUUAGGAAGAUUUGAGAUAAGAAGUUGGCGGCCCUGAAUAAGUGACUCAUGCGUUUAUGUGAAGUUAGUGUCCUUCAAAGUUUUGUAUAGAAAAGUGCGAGGUUUUAUUUUUGCUCUGAUUUUAUUUCCCAUUAAAAGUAUCAGGACACAUUUUAGAAUAACGGAGCUUGGAAUAUUAUGCCUUUGUCGUUAAUUUGGUAGUAAGAGUAUAACUUUAGAGCCAAAGUGAUUUGAAACCGUUGAAAACAGAACUAAGAUUCGAAUUUCAGAGGUUGUUUAAUAAAAUAAUGUUGAUUUUACACGUCUUGCUCUGUUUCGUUUUUUUGAUUGCGAUGUACACUUUCAACAAGAAGAGACAAAAAUUAAAAUUGCCUCCUGGUCCGUGGCAACUGCCUUUUCUUGGAUAUUUACCAUUUAUCGAUGCUAAAAAUCCUUACUUAACAUUAACGGCUUUAGCAAAGAAGUAUGGACCAAUAUUUGGAAUAAAUAUGGGUUCAGUUUAUACUGUUGUGCUAUCUGAUCAUCAUAUUAUUAAGCAGGUUUUGGUUAAAGAAGAAUUCUCCGGAAGAGCUCCAUUAUAUCUCACACAUGGUAUUAUGAAAGGCUAUGGUUUAAUUUGUUCUGAAGGUGAAUCUUGGAGAGAGCAAAGAAAAUUCGUGGUAAAAUGUCUAAAAGAUUUUGGUGUAUUAAAAUAUUCAUGUUCGAAAAGGGAAAAAUUAGAAAAAAGGAUUUCGAUCACUGCAAAUGAGGCGAUUUUGAAACUGAAAGAACAAGGAUGUUCAGUAGAUGGCAUAGAUCCCUUUCACAUUUUGCACCAUUGCCUAGGAAAUCUUAUAAAUGACUUAGUGUUUGGAAUUACUUACGAAGAAACUGAUCAAACUUGGAUCAUGCUGCAGAAACUUCAGGACGAAGGUCUAAAAUACAUUGGUGUUGCAGGUCCUUUGAAUUUUCUACCUCUCCUCAGGUACUUGCCUCAGUACAAGAAUAUGCUGAAAUUUGUCACAGAUGGACAAAAAAAGACUCAUAACAUAUACCAAAAGAUAAUAGAAGAUCAUCAAAAUGAUCCAAAAACUUCAGACAAUUUCUUAGCAGCUUUUUUACUUGAAUUGAAAAAUCGAAUGAAUACUAAUGAUAUCUCAUCUUUUGCCCAUCCUCAAAUAUAUUACCUAUUGGCUGACAUGUUCGGAGCUGGAGUUGAUACAACUCUAACGACUUUGCGUUGGUUUCUACUUUUUAUGGCACUGCACCCAGAAGAGCAGGAAGAAAUGCAAAAAGAAUUAGAAGCCAUUAUAGGUGAUCAAGAGAUCACAUUGAAUGAUAGAUCCAGCUUACCGAAACUCGAAGCAGCUAUUGCAGAAACUCAACGUAUAAGAUCAAUUGUACCUUUAGGAUUUCCUCACGGAUCAAUAAAAGAUUCAAAAAUUUGUGAAUAUGAUAUACCCAAAGGAAGCAUGAUAAUUCCCUUGCAGUGGGCAGUCCACAUGGAUUCACGAUACUGGAUUGAUCCAGAAAAAUUCAACUCAAAAAGAUUCUUGGCUGAAGAUGGCAGUCUAGCUAAACCAGAAGCUUUCAUACCAUUUCAAAGUGGUAAACGAAUGUGUGUGGGAGACGAACUUGCAAGGAUGAUAUUAUUAUUCUUUACAUCUCGAAUACUGCAAUCAUUUACCAUAUCCAGUCAUCCAAACGCAUCGCUUGAUAUAGAAGGAGAUUGUGGAAUCACUCUUUCGCCUAAACCUCAUCGUCUAAUUUUCAAACCACGACUAGGGCUUCGAAAUGUCUGAAAGUUUUUUAAAAUAUUCUUUGUUUCACAAUCACUAUUCAUAAGUAAAAGCAAUGCAAAUUUGAUAUAAUUACCAUUUGGUUUAAAAUUACUAUAUGAACCUUGUGCAUCACAGUGGAACUCUUGACAAAUACAUUUUAAAUCUAGUAAACUCA